This is a messenger RNA of Fusarium proliferatum ET1, 489 nucleotides long. RefSeq names its product putative LTP1-protein-tyrosine-phosphatase. Lineage: Eukaryota; Fungi; Ascomycota; Sordariomycetes; Hypocreales; Nectriaceae. Gene Ontology annotation, biological process: protein dephosphorylation. The transcript has 3 exons. The record is from RefSeq and is a predicted model, not a curated record. Gene Ontology annotation, molecular function: non-membrane spanning protein tyrosine phosphatase activity; acid phosphatase activity. Gene Ontology annotation, cellular component: cytoplasm. Bases 1 to 489 code for a protein of 162 amino acids.
AUGCCAGAACAAGUAAACGUCCUCUUUGUGUGUCUCGGCAAUAUUUGCCGCUCACCCAUGGCUGAGGGCAUCUUCCAGAGCCUUGCCAAGCAGCCGAAUCUCAAAGAUAAGAUUGGGCGUAUCGACUCUUGCGGUACAGCUGCCUAUCACAGCGGAGAACCCCCGGAUGACAGAACCAUGGCUACCCUCGAAGCCAAUGGUAUAAAUGAUUACGACCAUCUCGCGCGGCGCUUCCACCCGAGCGAUUUCAACACCUUUGACUACAUCUUCGCCAUGGACAGAUCAAACCUCUCUGAUCUUCACAGACUACAGAAAAACGCCCCAGACUCCAAAGCUAAGGUUAUGCUGUUCGGCGAAUUCAGCGGGACAAAGCGACCCGAGAUCGUCAACGAUCCUUACUACGGCGGAGACGACGGUUUCGCAAAGGCGUAUGAGCAGUGCACGCGGUUCUCUAAGAACUUUCUGAAGGAGACUUUCGGAGAAGAGUAA